This is a messenger RNA of Tachysurus vachellii, 1886 nucleotides long. RefSeq lists its product as uncharacterized. The transcript has 26 exons. NCBI's taxonomy places the organism in Eukaryota, Metazoa, Chordata, Actinopteri, Siluriformes, Bagridae. The record is from RefSeq and is a predicted model, not a curated record. The coding region runs from base 101 to 1561 and encodes 486 amino acids.
ACCAUUAGUGCUGUUCCUUAAGUUAGUCUCAUCACCUGUCUGUCUCUCUGUCUCUCUGUCUCUUGGCCUGUCUGUGUGUCUGUCUGGGCUUUUGGCUGCUAUGUUGGCUCGGGCGCUCCUGAAGACGUCGCUGCUGCUGUGGCUGGUGCAGAACAGCUUACAAGGAGGAGUCGGGCGUCCGACUGGAGGGCUGGGGAGACCGUUCCCUGGACAAGUAGUGGGAGUUCCCCAGAGCCGUGUCUAUACAGGAGGAAAGCCUGGAAAAGCAGGACCCGGUCGUUACCUUGGAGGAUACGCCCCCAGAUCUGGACUGAAACAAGGAUACGGAACUGCUCUCGGAGGAUACGGUGCCGGUCUGGGAGCAGGACUGGGACUCGGGAACGGCCUGGCAGGACGAGGAUACAAUAAUGGCUACAGAUAUCAGCCAGGUUACGGUGCUGGUGGCUAUCCGGCUGCUGCACGCGGUGCUGUAGGAAGAGGCACACCUACAGGAAGCGGCACUAAAGCCUCCAAACCGGGAUAUGGUGCAGGACAGGUGUCACCUGGUGGACCAGGGUUUACCAUCAACGGUAAUGGGGCUGGAGGAGGAUUGCCCAUUGUACAGAGGCAGAAAGUAAAUGGAUUUGGUCCAACACCUGGAGUACCGAAUGGAUACGGUGCUCUGAGUAACGGACGCAGUGUGAAGGGAGUUAAAGGAAAUGGUUACGGCCCACGGUCAGUCUCUAAUGGAGUCUCUAAUGGAGUCUCUAAUGGAGUCUCUAAUGGAGUCUCUAAUGGAGUUUUAGGAGGAGCUCCAUCCCGUGGAAACGGUGCCAAAGCGACUAAACAGGGAUACAGUCUCGGUCCCGGUGUGUAUCCUGGAGCAGGGCUGACUAACGGCUACAGAGCAGGUCUUCGCCCAGGCACAUACCCUCAAACUGGUCGAGUGGGCAAACAGACUGGUGUUGGCAAUGUAUAUGGCAUUAACGGAUAUGGCGAUGGCUAUGGCUAUGGAGCUGAGCUCGGCAAUGGUGCAGGGGUGGCUGAUGGAGCCCAUGCUGGGUUUGGAGCUGGAAGUUAUGGAGGUCCAGGACUAGGACCGACUGCUGGACUUGGUGCUGGACUUGAUGCUGGACUUGGUGCUGGACUUGGUGCUGGAUUUACCUCUGAGGCCAAAACUGCAAAAUAUGGUGGCGCUGGGCCGGGUUCGGUGAUUGGCACUGCUGCAGGUCAGCCCGUGGUUUCUGCUGGUCUCGGCACUGCAGGCAAAGUAGGAGGUUACGGUGGAUCUUAUGCGGGACAACCAGGUGGUCUGGGAGCAGACGCAGGCCUUGACGGAGGAGCUGGUCAGCUUCCCUACAAUGGAGCACCAGUCAUUCCGGCCGGACUGGACGGUGAUAAUGGCUAUCCGUAUGAAACGCAGCAGCUCAGUUUAGGAGGCAAUGGAGGCAACGGAGGCAAGCUGGCAUACGGUUAUGGAGCAGCUCUUGGUGCUGGAGGUCAAGGGCCGUACGGAGUUGCAGGAAAAGAUGGCAGAAAGUACGGUGCAGCUGGUUACUACGGUAACGGCAUUAAGGGCUGAUUUCCGGGCCUCUGAGGUGUGACCCAGUGUGCUGGUUUUUUUUUUCUUUCCCCCUUCGUCCUUCUUUGUGUUCUUCAUGAAUGUGCACAUUUGUGAGGUUUUCUGUUGUUGUGUGUUAGUGUCGAUUUGGUGCUGUCUUUGUGUCCAUGCAGUGAUUGUGAUGUGUUUUGUGUUUGUGAUUUUUUUAUGUUUAUUAUUUUAGGCUGAAGGUUUUGUCUCAUGUCCUUUCCUCGUCUCUGUGUCUAACUAAAACCUCUUGAGCACUACUGUUGGUUGUUAUUUCUUGGUUAAAUUCUUAUUAACACUAAAAGUAUCUCCUCACUCA